GGCGUAUCCUAGGCUUCCCCUCGAAGCAACCGCAACGCUCCAAACCAUCCCAUCCGCCGUUUCUAGAGUCUUCGCUCGCUAUGCCGAGUGGGCGGCGUCGCGGCGGAUCGGGCGGGGGCGGCGGCCGACGGGGAUCGCUCGUGGGGCGCGGAGGCGGAGGUGGACGCGGGGGAGGGAGCGGAACGGGACUAGGGGACUAUAGCCAGCAGCGGCAGGCUGCGGAGGCCAUGCGCGACAUCGCCUCCCGCCUCGGGUUCGAGUGCACCAUCAACUAUGGUCCGGAAAUCCAGUGGUCGCCGCAGAUGAAGUUCCUCAUGGCGUGCGAUGAUGGCAACCUCCGCCGCGUCAAGGCCCUGGUGGAUAUCAUGGAUGAGGAUGACAGGGAGUCGCUUGCCUCUGUGAGGAUGGAGGGCUUAGGGGCACUGCAUUCGGCAGCAAUGAAUGGUAAAUUGGAUAUUUGCAUUUACUUGGUGGAGAAGCUGAAGUUUGAUGUCAAUUCACCUGCUAGUGAUGAUUCGGGUGUGACACCUUUGCCUUUUGCGGUCUCGGAUGGACAAGUGGCUGCUGUCAGGUAUCUUCUUGACAAAGGUGCAGAUCCAAAUAAGCAAGAUCAUGAAGGCUAUGCUCCUCUGCACGAAGCCGCAAAAGAAGGAUUUGAUGAAAUUGCACAACUGUUGCUAUCUAAAGGAGCUAGCGUUGAUGUAUCAUCUUCUGAAGGGACACCACUACAUGCUGCUGCUGCCUAUGGAAAGUCUAGCAUCAUGCAGAUUUUGCUGGAGCAUCAUGCAGAUCCGAACAAGGUCUCAGCAAAGUUGUGUACACCCCUGGCUGAAACUCUUCUUUCCACUCCUGAAAGACUGAAUGAAUCGACUUGCUUGAAGUGCAUGAAGAUCCUUGUCAAGGCUGGUGCUGAUUUGAAUUCUAGAAAUCCGGAAACUCCAUUGGUGAUAGCGACUAUCAAAGGCUUAAAAGAAUGUGUUGGGUAUUUGUUAAAGGCUGGUGCAGAUGCCAAUAUUCCAGCUAAUGAUGUUGGUAGCAGACCCAUUGAAAUUGCUGCAGAGUCUGGAAGAGGAAAGCUUGUGGAAAUCCUAUUUCCUUUCACUUCACCUAUUCAUGCUGUGUCAAACUGGAGUAUCGAUGGAAUAAUUGCUUAUGCAAAAUCAAGUAACUCAAAGGACAAGGUUAAUCAAAGUGAUAAAGAUAGCAAGGUUCAGCUGAAAUUACAUUCUGAAAAAACAGUCAAGAAGCAGGAUGCUGGUGCAUCUAAGCCAGAUUCUGAGGUUAAGGCAAGUGACAAAGAUAGAAAGGCUCAGCUAAAAUUACAAGGUGGAAAAUCAGUUGAGGGGAAGGACUACUCUGGUGCACUAAAAUUCUAUAGUGAGGCAAUCAAUCUCGAUCCUACAGAUGCUGUUCUGUAUUCCAAUAAGAGCUUUUGCCAUCUAAAAAUGGGAGAAGCGCGGCAUGCUUUGCAUGAUGCUAUUGCUUGCAUAAGACUGCGGCCUGAGUGGACAAAAGGUUACUAUCGUAAAGGAGCUGCCCUCAUGUCUCUCAAGGAGUAUAAACAAGCAUGUGACGCCUUCAUGGCUGGAGUUAAACUGGAUCCUACAAAUGAGGACAUGCAGCAAGCGUUCUGGGAGGCGGCUGAGGCAAUGAAGCAGAAACAUUCGGCUGAAAAUAGUGUCAACUCGUUUGACUAGGGCUUGAGCGAAUUCUGCUGGGUUAAUUUUGUAUAUAUUUAGCGUUGUGGACUCUAGAUAGUUGCAUGAUACGGUCCGCAGCAGUGGUACGACCGUAGGGGGCAAGUUCUCGAGCCCUUAAACUGUAACUUGGGUGGCGCAUAUCAUGAAACGCUACUGGAUCUUAUUUUUAAUCUGUUCUCUUUUGCAUUAGUACGUGGAA
Molecule: messenger RNA, 1899 nt
Organism: Phragmites australis (common reed)
Lineage: Eukaryota; Viridiplantae; Streptophyta; Magnoliopsida; Poales; Poaceae
Exons: 13
Coding region: 81-1697 (538 amino acids)
Molecular function (GO): protein binding
Source: RefSeq, a predicted model, not a curated record